AAAUCUGAAAUGGAAUUAUGCACACACAACUCCAUAUGCUCUCCCAUCGUUGUCAUGAGCUAUACCCUAUCCCUUGGCAUUCAUGCUUCCUCUUCUCUUACCCUGCUCGCCAGCAGCGGCGAGCCUCCAGCUCCUCUGCCACGACACCCCGCCUUCUUCUCAGUUCCGCCCAACAAUCCCCACGCCGAUUUCUCCUCAGCAGCGCGGCGCUUGGGCACCGCCGGCCUCUGGCUUCGCCAUCCCUCGCCGCCGCUCGAGGCGCGCGCCAGAUGCUCGCUGUAUUGCCGCAAUGGCCUUCGCGUCGUACCUAGCCUCCUACUCCCGCGCCUCGGCGGCGCCGGCAGCGGCGGCCGCGUGCCCGUGCCAUGCGCAACCGCGGCCGCGGCGGCGUCGGCCUCGCCCAGCGCCCCUCCGGGCGUACGCCGCCUCCGACCACCAGGAGCGGCUCCUCACCGCCCUGUGCGAGCAGGCGGACCCCGAGGCCGCGCUCCGGAUGCUGAACUCGGCGCUCGCGCGGGAGGACUUCGCCCCGAGCCGCGCCGUCUACGAGGAGAUCAUCCGGAAGCUCGGGACGGCCGGCGCGUUCGACCUGAUGAAGGGGCUUGUCCGGGAGAUGCGGCGGGAAGGGCACGAUGUCAAGGUUGGCGUGGUGCACUCGUUCGUGGAGGGCUACGCGCGGGUGCGGCGGUUCGACGACGCUGUCGACCUGGUUCUGAACCAGCUCGACCUCUUCGGCGUUCAGGCGGACACGGUGGUGUACAACCACCUCCUCAAUGUUCUUGUGGAGGGGAGCAAGAUGAAGCUCCUGGAGUCAGUCUACAACGAGAUGGCCGGUCGGGGUGUCCGACCUGAUGUUGUGACAUUCAAUACCCUGAUCAAGGGGCUGUGCCGGGCGCAUCAGGUCAGGACUGCGGUCUUGAUGGUGGAGGAGAUGCUGAGCCAUGGUGUGGCGCCUGAUGAGACCACAUUCACCACGUUGAUGCAAGGCUUUGUUGAGGAGGGAAGCAUCGAGGCGGCAUUGAGGGUAAAGGCGAAGAUGUUGGAGACGGGAUGCUCUCCAACAAGGGUAACAGUUAAUGUUCUGAUUAAUGGGUACUGCAAGCUGGGGAGAGUGGAAGAUGCUCUUGGCUACAUACAGCAAGAGAUUGCUGAUGGAUUUGAACCUGAUCAGGUCACAUACAAUACUUUUGUCCAUGGGCUGUGCCAAAACGGAUAUGUCAGUCAUGCCUUGAAAGUCAUCGACCUUAUGAUUCAGGAGGGCCAUGAUCCUGAUGUUUUCACCUACAAUACUGUUAUUAAUUGCCUCAGUAAAAAUGGAGAGCUUGAUGAGGCUAAAGGAAUUGUAAAUGAGAUGGUGGACAGGGGCUGCUUGCCUGACACUGCCACAUUCAACACUCUCAUUGUUGCUCUAUGCUCACAGAAUCGACUUGAGGAAGCAUUGGACCUUGCACGUGAGCUAACUGUGAAGGGACUUUCUCCGGAUGUUUAUACUUUCAAUAUUUUGAUCAAUGCCCUUUGCAAGGUAGGAGAUCCUCAGCUUGGUAUGCGAUUGUUCGAGGAGAUGAAGAGCAGUGGAUGCACCCCUGAUGAAGUUACAUACAAUAUAUUGAUUGAUCAUCUUUGCUCAUUGGGGAAGCUUGGAAAUGCUUUGGAUUUGUUGAAGGAGAUGGAAUCCAGUGGAUGCCCUCGGAGUACAGUGACAUAUAACACAAUAAUUGAUGGGUUAUGCAAGAAAAUGAGAAUAGAAGAAGCUGAGGAGGUUUUUGAUCAAAUGGAUCUACAGGGUAUUUCAAGGAAUGCGGUCACAUUUAAUACACUUAUUGAUGGCUUGUGCAAGGCCAAAAGGAUUGACGAUGCAACGGAGCUUAUUGAACAAAUGGUAAAGGAAGGAUUGCAACCUGAUAAUAUCACUUAUAAUUCUAUUCUAACACAUUAUUGCAAGCAAGGAAACAUCAAGAAAGCAGCUGAUAUUUUAGAAACUAUGACAGCAAAUGGAUUUGAAGUUGAUGUUGUCACAUACGGAACACUCAUUAAUGGUCUAUGCAAAGCUGGUAGGACUCAGGUUGCUUUGAAGCUUUUAAGAGGCAUGCGAAUUAAAGGGAUGAGGCCUACUCCAAAAGCUUACAACCCUGUGAUACAGUCUUUGUUUAAACGGAAUAAUUUAAGAGAUGCCCUUAAUCUUUUCAGGGAGAUGACUGAAGUGGCUGAGCCUCCUGAUGCCCUCACAUAUAAGAUUGUAUUCCGUGGUCUUUGUCGUGGUGGAGGUCCUAUCAAAGAAGCUUUUGAUUUCUUAGUGGAGAUGGUGAAUAAGGGUUUCAUGCCUGAAUUUUCAUCUUUCCGUAUGCUAGCUGAAGGUCUAUUAAAUCUGGGCAUGGAUGAUUAUCUAAUUAGUGCUGUUGAACUGGUUAUAGAAAAGGCUGACUUUAGAGAGUCUGAUGUUUCUGCAAUAAGGGGGUAUCUCAAGAUCCGCAAAUAUUAUGAUGCAUUAGCAACUUUUGGCCGUCUCCUAGAGAUCAACAAUCCUCAAUGGGCUUAUCGAUGAUGCAGCAUGCCUGAGAAAAUGUACCAUGAAACUACUGAGUAGAUUACAAAUUUGCUAGUUGCUUGAUUGGCCUGAACUUUUUAAGCAGUGGUGUAAUAGGUGUCUAUGCCAGCGAAUAUGGGAUGCUAUCUUGCUUCUGAAACUCAUGGAGAUCUGCUUGCCUUCUUUUCCAUCAUGAACCCUCUUUCGAGGCUCCUGUAUUUUUGGGAAGCUAAUGAUCACAUAGUUUUGCUGCUCUGUCAAAUGAAA
This is a messenger RNA of Panicum hallii, 2791 nucleotides long. Its product is annotated as pentatricopeptide repeat-containing protein At3g53700, chloroplastic. The record is from RefSeq and is a predicted model, not a curated record. The coding region runs from base 83 to 2542 and encodes 819 amino acids. Gene Ontology annotation, molecular function: protein binding. The transcript has a single exon. NCBI's taxonomy places the organism in Eukaryota, Viridiplantae, Streptophyta, Magnoliopsida, Poales, Poaceae.